Messenger RNA from Cotesia congregata, 1005 nucleotides. Lineage: Eukaryota; Metazoa; Arthropoda; Insecta; Hymenoptera; Braconidae. The record is from the annotation of a GenBank genome assembly.
AUGGCUGAAUUGACAAGUAAGAUAUUUAAUUACAAGCAAGAAGAUUUUAUUUUUGAAAUAAAAGAACCUGGAGAGUCAGAAUUUGAUAGAUUAUUAAUUGAAAAGUGGAAACAUGCGGAGGAUAAUAAUAUUUUGAGGUAUAAAUUGGUGAUUAAUAAAGAAAAACGUCUCAGUGGGAAAUAUAAUUUUUUAAUGCAGUUAAACCUCGACCGAGCGCAAAAUCGUCGUACUCCAGAAAAUAUAACAUCAAUAAAGCAGCCAUUUGAUCCAACCCGUUUUAACUUCACAAAAAUUCCCGAAGAAGAAAUAAUAAUCGACUUAUCAAACGGCCAGGGUAACGAUGUGAUAGCCGUAAAUGUAAGCCCGUUUGCCUACGGCCAUGUAUUAUUUUUAUCUGACCGCUUAAAAUGUUUGCCUCAAGUUUUAACCAAGCGAAGCUUGGCUCAAAUUAUCCAGCUAUUUCUUCUCAGCAGAUCUCCACAUUUGCGAGCUGUUUUCAAUGGACUAUGCGCGUACGCAUCAGUGAACCAUCUUCACUGGCAUUUUUAUUACCUGAAACAUGAAAUGUUACUUGAAGAAAUUGAACUAGAAUGUCUGACAAAUCAAGUUUACAUCCUAAAAGACUACCCAGCUCGCGGAUUCUGCUUAAAACUUUCAUCAUUUCCUGACAAAAACUUGGAAAAUUUUGUGACCAAGAUAUUUUUUAUCAUGGAGUGGCUGCAGAAUAAUGAAGUUGCUCACAAUAUUGCGAUAACUCGCGCUAAAUCUCCAGGACAAACUUUUUAUGAUGACGUUAGAGUUUAUAUCUGGGCUACAAAAAUCAGCACCGGGAUCAAAGACACUAGCGCAUUUGUUCCUGCUGUUUCUGAGUCUUUUGGACUUUUAUGCAUAAGAAACCAAGAAGCUUAUGAAACUUUAACAGAAGAAGAAGUUAUAAAGUGCCUAGAAGAAGUUACCGAGCCCUUUCACGCACUUUGUCCGAAAUUAAAAGCUCUUUUAAAUUAA